AGCGAGUAUUUCGACUCGUGUUGCUGGGAAAAAUGUUGAAGCUGCAAGCGAAAGCCGAGUCAGACCGUUUCGCGGUCUUUUUAGACCACAGAAGACUUAUUAACGAGGCAUACAGUAACGGAGAUUACCAGCUCAAGUCGAGCCUAUUUCAGUUUGAAGCCAAAAGAGCACAGCCGCUUGACGAACAAAAGAAAUCAAAGAAGCGGAAGCGAGUGCCGGAGGACUUACCAGACGAAGCGGACUCACACACUAUUGAAAAGUAUCUGGCUGUCUUGCCCACGCCCGUGGGCCGUAAGACAGCAACGCCUCUACCACGGUAUUGGGAGGCUCCAUACACACUUCCCCAGUUGCACGGCGCCAAUCAGAGUGGACAGGUCCAAAAAUUUCACAGCGGAGAUGAGGCCAACACCAGCUACAUCAUACCGGACAGGGCGCGCUUCUACAAUCACAAUGUAGACCAUCUGCCGGCACUGUUGCCCCAACUCUUGCCCAGCUACGAUCUGAUUGUAGUCGACCCGCCGUGGCGCAACAAGUACAUACGACGGCUGAAGCGUGUCAAGCAAGAGCUCGGUUAUUCCAUGCUAGACAACGACCAACUAGCUCUUCUCCCGCUCGCCAAGCUGACCAACACGCGCACCCUUGUGGCCAUCUGGUGCACGAAUUCAAUCCAGCACCAGACGGCUUUGGAAACACACAUUUUGCCGAGCUGGAAUCUACGCCUGCUCCACAAAGUGCGCUGGUACAAACUAAGCACGGACCACCAGCUUGUUGGCCCUCUCCAUGCAGACCCGACCCAGAAGCAGCCCUAUGAAAUGCUUUAUGUGGCCUGUCACACCGAUAGUCACGAGAACUACGGAAAGGAUGUACAAAAAGCAGAGCUAAUCCUCAGCGUUCCCAGCAUUGUGCACUCUCAUAAGCCGCCACUUCUGCCAUGGCUGCGACAGCAUAUAGAAUUGGAUCUUAAUCAAGCGGAUCCUAAUUGUCUAGAGCUUUUUGCACGUUAUCUGCAGCCGCAGUUCACUUCCAUUGGAUUGGAGGUACUAAAGUUAAUGGAUGAGCGCCUGUACGAAGCUCGCACGCAUAACAUUUAGGGAUGCCAAGUGCGACUCGCUGUAAAUUAUUGACUGAAUUAUAUAAUAAUUGUUUGUGUAUUUAAAAACGUCAUAAACCGCGACACCUGCAAUGGCUUAAAGUCAUUUUUU
This is a messenger RNA of Drosophila guanche, 1202 nucleotides long. RefSeq names its product N(6)-adenine-specific methyltransferase METTL4 (gene Mettl4). The record is from RefSeq and is a predicted model, not a curated record. Gene Ontology annotation, molecular function: methyltransferase activity; nucleic acid binding. Gene Ontology annotation, cellular component: RNA N6-methyladenosine methyltransferase complex; nucleus. The transcript has a single exon. NCBI's taxonomy places the organism in Eukaryota, Metazoa, Arthropoda, Insecta, Diptera, Drosophilidae. The coding region runs from base 33 to 1091 and encodes 352 amino acids.